Nymphalis io (European peacock) is the source of this 3260-nucleotide messenger RNA. Its product is annotated as putative fatty acyl-CoA reductase CG5065. NCBI's taxonomy places the organism in Eukaryota, Metazoa, Arthropoda, Insecta, Lepidoptera, Nymphalidae. The record is from RefSeq and is a predicted model, not a curated record. The transcript has 8 exons. The coding region runs from base 64 to 1626 and encodes 520 amino acids. Gene Ontology annotation, biological process: long-chain fatty-acyl-CoA metabolic process. Gene Ontology annotation, cellular component: peroxisome. Gene Ontology annotation, molecular function: alcohol-forming very long-chain fatty acyl-CoA reductase (NADP+) activity.
UCUUGGUGUGCGUGAGAGGCUCUCGUGGAGGUCGUGAUUUGUACGGACAGCAUAAUAACAAAAAUGCCAACCAAUUUAUCGAUAAAGGAUUUCUACAGAGAGAAAAACAUUCUAGUGACUGGCGGAACUGGUUUUAUGGGUAAAGUUCUCUUGGAAAAACUUCUAUACAGCAUACCCGAUAUUGGAAAUAUUUACAUUUUAAUGAGACCAAAAAAGGGAAAGUCCAUAGAACAAAGAUACGAAGACAUGCAACGCUUGCCGAUAUUCGAUCGUUUGAGAAACGAGAAACCAUCAGCUUUAAAAAAAAUUAAGCCGGUUCAAGGAGAUGUCUUGUUUGAUAAUUUUGGAUUAUCGGAUAGAGAUAUAGAAAUAUUCUCUGAGGAGAUAUCUCUGGUCUUUCAUUUCGCUGCUACCUUGAGGUUGGAAGCGCCACUCAAGGACAACAUAAAUAUGAAUACAUGUGGAACACAGAGAGCGCUUAAUAUAGCGAAGAAAUUUAAAAAAAUGCUAGUUUUUGUUCACUUAUCAACAGCUUUCUGCUAUCCAGACUAUGCUGUUUUAGAAGAAAAAAUACACGCACCCCCUGUGAAGCCAUCUGAUAUCAUGCAUUUAAUCGAAUGGUUGGACGAGAAACAAGUUAAUCUUCUUACUCCUUCUCUACUUGGUCCGCAUCCUAACUGCUAUACUUAUUCAAAAAGAUUAGCUGAGAGUGUAGUAGACGACGCAUACAGUAGUCUUCCUGCAGUUAUAGUUCGGCCUAGUAUAGUUUGUCCUGCACUUAGUGAACCUGUGCCAGGUUGGGUUGACAGUCUUAAUGGUCCAGUUGGGCUCAUGCUUGGAGCGGGUAAAGGUGUAAUUCGAAGCAUGCUAUGCGAUGGAAGUCUGAUAGCACAAGUAGUCCCCGUAGACACAGCCAUCAACGCAGUCAUUGCCAUAGGGAUGAUUGAAGGAUCGAAGACAAAAAAGCCCGAAAUGAUGCCAAUAUACAACGUAAACAUUGGACACCAAAAGCCAACGACUUGGGGUGAUGUGCUCAAAGUAGGAAAAGAUUAUGGUCGUAAAUACCCACUCGCUUUACCACUUUGGUAUCCCAAUGGUGACAUAACGACCAAUUACAUACAACAUGAAUAUAAACGAAUUUUCUAUCACAUAAUACCUGCCUAUUUCAUCGAUUUUAUUUUUUUUCUAUUCGGACAAAAGCGCUUCAUGGUACGAGUUCAGAAACGAAUUAAUCAAGGUCUCGACUUAUUACAAUAUUUUACAAUGAGACCUUGGAACUUCCCAUGUCCUAACUUCGACAGUAUUCAAUCAAAACUCAACGAGGACGAUAAGGUUACGUUUAAUACAGAUCUAACUAACUCUGAUCGUGAUAAAUACAUGCAGUUAUGUGUGGAGGGUGGUCGAAUUUACUGUCUUAAAGAAGAUCCAAGCAAAAUUCACAUAAAUAGAACAUACCAUAACUUCUUAUACGUAUUGGACUGGAUAGUGAAGAUUUUCUUUUGGCUGAUGAUUUUAUCUAUCCUGGCAAGUUGGUUCAAUCCAAUCAAAACUGCCUUAAGUUACGGAGGAUCAUUUGUGAAAUUUCUGCCGAUACUAGGACGAGUUGUCUUCGAUGAAGAUAUUUGAAUCUUUCGUUUUCUUCUAAUCCUAUCAGUAAAGGGUGCCAGGAAAUCGUUUUAAAGGAUCUAAAUAUAAUGCUUAAGAUUGUAAUCUUGGAUUAUAUACAAAGAUAAAGGUUUUAUAUGGAUUGGAUUUCAUCUUGUAUUAGAACGGUGGUUGAGAACUUUUUGUAAAAUAUCAUUUCAUGUAAUUGUUCAAUUUUAUUGUAAUAAAAACCGAAGUCUGUUUUGAAAAUAGAAACUAGAUUUAGGAGAUUUUAGAGAAACUUGAUUUUUUACAACCAUAUAACAUAAUUGUAACUCACUUGAAUAACCAGCUUGGUUACCCAAACGAUAUCAAUGUUUUCAUUAAAACAAGUACAAUGGCGUAAUGAAUUAGAUUAAAAAUUGUUAUUCUAAUAAAUAUACACUUAUAACAUUUAUUUAAAUUAAAUAUUACGGGUGAAGUGGUGCUCAAAUUGUUUACAAAGAUUUCUUUUUUUUAAACAUCGAAUAUGUCACAGAAACGAAAUGACAUGAAAUAUUUUACAAAUGUUAUUUAUUAUAAUUAUGCAAAGUAAGAAACUAUAUAUAUUUAAAAUAGAUUUCAAAUUACAAUUUGCUUUAGAAAGAUAGUAAUAGGACUAGGAAUAAUCUACGAAUACAUACAUAUAGUGGGUAUGUAUUCAGCGCGAAUAUGCUUCAGAAUAGUACAACUUUUUUUCUUUUUUUUUAUGGCAAUUAUUCUGCCAAUACCACAUACCUAAAACUAUAAUAUGUAUAUUCGCUGGUGAUUGAUCAUUUGGAAAUAGUUAUUCCAAUGAUAUUAAAAAGUACCUAAAUAGGUUAUUUUCUUUAUAAUAUCAUUGAGUUAUUAUUAUUUUUGUUUAUUAUAUAUUAUUGAGUUAUUUUUGUUAGAAGACGAAAGAAGACGAAAGUCUUCAACCAAUGCGUCUUACCUGCCAUGACAUACGGUGCCGAAACGUGGACACUAACUGCGGGACUAGUCCACAAAUUCAAAGUCGCUCAGCGUGCUAUGGAGCGAGCUAUGCUCGGAGUAUCUUUGAAGGAUAAGAUCAGAAAUGAGAUUAUCCGGAAAAGAACCGGAGUCACCGACAUAGCUUGCAAAAUUAGCAGGCUGAAGUGGCAGUGGGCUGGUCACGUAUGUCGUAGGAACGAUGGCCGUUGGAGCAGACGAGUCCUAGAGUGGAGACCGCGAAUCGGCAAGCGCAGCGUAGGGCGCCCUCCAGCCAGGUGGACCGACGACCUUAAGAAGGUGGCGGGCACCAACUGGAUGCGGAAGGCGGAGGACAGGGAGCUUUGGCGCACCUUGGGAGAGGCCUAUGUUCAGCAGUGGACAACGAUUGGCUGUUGAUUGAUUCACUAUUUUUUUUUUGUAUUUGUGUAUAUUAUGCUAUAAAUUUUCAUAUUGCUUUAUUUCAGAAAAAUGCCUUUCUCACACUGUAUUGCAUAAGCAAAAAUAAUUUCACAUAAAAAUCUACCUCAAUACAGGCAUUCGCAAAUGUGCAUAUAAUUUUAGUUUUACCAAAUAAUUAAUGUCACUUUUAUAUAUCUUUUUUUUUCAUAUUUUUUGGCUUGUCUUCUAAUGACUUAUUUUGUUGAGGGUGGGUUCAUCAUGUUGUUAAAUAUAUAAACAAUUUA